ACCAAACCCCCAAAUUCUAAACCCCCUCUUCUCCCCUCUCCUUCUCACACACACAGUACACCACUCAACCAUGGCGGCACUGAAGCUUCUCCUCUCUCCAGCUCGCCGCCACUACCUCACCAAACACACUACUUCACAUUUCCACUCUCCCAUUUCCCUCACCUCUCACAGAUCCCUUUCUUCCUCCUCCGAAUCUGACCCUCCUCCACCCCGACCCUUCGAACCCAUCCCAAUCCAACCCGUUUCAUACCCCGUCAAACCCAAAGACACCCCCUCUCCUCCCCCUCCCGACUCCCUCCGCCAGCCUCCGCCGCCGACACAGCUUUCCGGGGAGGCCCCGGAGCCGCAGCAGCGGGCAUUGACGCGCGAGGAUAUUCGCUACGUGAAGGAUGGGCCGUCGAUAACGCCGGUGUCGUACCCAAUGCGGGUGGCGCCGCUCCCCGAGGAUAUGGUCCCGGGGCAGAAGAAUGAUGAGAUGGAGAUGGAGAGGAGGAGGAUUGAGGCGGAGGAUCAGUUGAGGGCGAGAAUGGUCAGAGCUGUGGAAGAUGAAAAGAUGAAGGUUCCUUUUCCGUUAUUGAUUAGGCCUAAGCAGAAGGAGAAGCCCCCUGUUCUUGAUUUGAUGGAGGCCAUUCGCCAAGUUAAGGCCAAUGCCAAGGCGAAGUUUGAUGAAACUAUUGAAGCACAUAUAAGAUUGGGUAUUGAGUCAAAGCGAACCGAACUGGCAGUUCGUGGUACUGUGAUUCUGCCUCAUGGUGCUCCUAAGGCCGUCAGUGUGGCUGUUUUUGCAGAAGGGGCAGAAGCAGAAGAAGCUAGAGCUGCAGGAGCUGAUAUAGUUGGUGGCAAAGAGCUUAUUGAGGAGAUUGCCAGUGGUAAUAAUAAGCUCAAAGUUGACAAGUGUUUUUCAACUCCUGGAAUGGCACCUCAUCUUGGAAAGAUAGCACAGUAUCUAAGAAAGCGCAGAUUGAUGCCAGACAAGAAACUAGGUACUCUGACCAAUGAUAUUUCUGGGCAGUUGAAAGAGCUAAGACAGGGUCGUCUUGAGUUUAAAAUGGAAAGUAAAUCAAUUUUGCAUGCCGGAGUUGGAAAGGUAAGCUACAAAGAUGAGUCUUUACGAGAGAAUAUUGGUGCAUUUAUGAAUGCUGUGCUCCUUGCAAAGCCUGCUGGCUUAAAGAAGACUUCCAAAUAUGCUGGGUAUGUGCUGUCUGUCCAUAUAUGCAGCACGAUGGGCCCAGGAUUUCCUGUAUCAAUACAGUCGUUAUCGAAAGCAGCAGAUAACUACAAGAAAAUGCAUGUGGUAUGAAUCGUGGAUAGGGGGAGGCUAUGGUCUUUCAACAUGAAUCGAAGUUUGAUAAACAUGUGUUGUAGUUUUUUGUUCAUUACCAUUGAUUUUCUUUGUCCUGUGAUAUAUGUGGCAAUAAGAAAGUGAAAAAUUUAACAUAUUUGUGCGAGCUUGAUUUGUUUCUGAUCGUCUUCUGGUGUAUAUCACUUUCCUCAUUGCAAAACUGAACUUACAAAACUUAGUAAUACUGAGCUAACCUGAUAUUACUUUCUGAGUUA
Lotus japonicus is the source of this 1557-nucleotide messenger RNA. RefSeq lists its product as uncharacterized. NCBI's taxonomy places the organism in Eukaryota, Viridiplantae, Streptophyta, Magnoliopsida, Fabales, Fabaceae. The record is from RefSeq and is a predicted model, not a curated record. The transcript has 10 exons. The coding region runs from base 71 to 1300 and encodes 409 amino acids.